AUGUUGGUAAGGUGGCUAAGUUUAGUAGAGAGUUGGCGGACUAUAGUCAUCAUGAAGAUUGCUCUACUAAUUGUGGUGGAACAGUCCUUUUAUCUCCACACAAAGUUCCCUGAAGAAAACUAUACCAGUUAUAUCGCGGCUGGGUACGUUAAAGAUGUGGAAUCUUCAGGUGCUAGAGUUGUACCCAUCAUGAUUGGCAAAGAUCGCUCGUACUACCGGAGUCUUAUGGAAAAACUUAAUGGUGUAUUAUUCCCCGGUGGAGCAACAUACUUCAACCAAUCCAACGGGUAUGCGGACGCCGGUGAGCAUAUAAUGGCAAUUGCUAAAGAAAUGAACGACGCUGGUGACUAUUUCCCACUAUUCGGAACCUGCCUCGGGUUUGAGCUCUUCAUCAUUCUAGAAUCAGGACGAGGAUACCCAGAGAACAGAAUCCGGUGUUAUUCUUACGAUAAUCUGCCCCUAAAUUUUACAAAAGAUUUUCGAGAUAGCAAGAUGUUCAAAAAUGCCCCAAAGGAUAUUAUCUACUUGCUAAACCAUGAAAAUGUGACUGUCAAUGCUCACCAGUUUUGUAUUGUAGACGAAAAUCUGAAGUCUCACAAUUUGACUAAGGACUGGCGAGUUACCUCCCAUUCAGAUGACUAUUACGGCGUAGAAUUCAUCGCUUCCAUUGAACAUACCAGGUAUCCAUUCUAUGGAGUCCAAUUUCAUCCAGAAAAAAGCUCUUUCGAAUGGAAGCUUAACAAGCACUAUCCAAGUACAGCAGAGGCUAUCAAGUCUAACCGAUAUUUUAUGGAUUUCUUCGUGAAUGAAUGUAGAAAAAGUGCUCACAGUUUUAGAAACGCCGCAGAAGAAAAUCAAUACUUAAUUUAUAAUCAUAUGCCUCAUUUUACUGGAGUUUUGGGUAGCGCGUAUCAUCAAUGUUACUUAUUCGAGCCCAGAGGUACCGUAAAUAAGAGCGUUUAA
Arctia plantaginis is the source of this 963-nucleotide messenger RNA. Lineage: Eukaryota; Metazoa; Arthropoda; Insecta; Lepidoptera; Erebidae. The record is from the annotation of a GenBank genome assembly.